Messenger RNA from Melanotaenia boesemani (Boeseman's rainbowfish), 1887 nucleotides. RefSeq names its product endochitinase A-like. The record is from RefSeq and is a predicted model, not a curated record. Lineage: Eukaryota; Metazoa; Chordata; Actinopteri; Atheriniformes; Melanotaeniidae. Bases 94 to 1635 code for a protein of 513 amino acids. The transcript has 2 exons.
CCAGAUGCCAGCAGCGUGUCUUUGGGUUCCCGACAGUCAGAAUCACACUCAUCCACAAGUGAGAGCGAGGAAGAGAAUAAAGCUAAAGUAAAAAUGGAAAUAAAUCCCCAAUCACCAUCUUUAGGAAGGAAGUUCAGAAGGCAUCCAAAUGCUUCUCUGAUAAACUUUUCUCACAGUCCAAAGGAGGACACCAACAUCAAACUAGAAAAGUACACAGUCAUUACUGAUGACAUGUUGAACAAAGCAACAACUGACACCAUCAGCACAACACCAGAGAUCAGCCCAGACCUUCAGACAAGGUGGGCUAUGAUGAAACUUGGCAUCUCCCGCACCCGACAGCGCCUUGAAAUCACAUCACAUACCAAAGAAUCACCCAGUUUAACAACAUCAUCACCCUCAUCUGACUCCCAGUACUCCUCCAGCAGUGAAGGUGGACAAGGCAGGAGGCCAGGACUAAAGAAAAGGGUGCAAGAAAAAACCCACACAGAAAAAAUGGUGAAAUAUCCAGAUGACAAGUACAGAACUACAGUAGAAGUAGAAGAGAGAGUUAAAGAAAACUACAGCUUCCUUCAAAAUGAACAAAAGUCAAAGCCAGAUCCCAUGGUGCUUGAUUUUGGCACUUCUCAGACUAAGAGUUACCUGGAUAUUGGGGUGAGUGAAAAGACUCCUGUUACACCAUCACAGCAAAGCUCUCAUUCCUCUUCAAGCAGCAGCAGCAGCGAUGAUGAGACAAUAGACCACAGUGUUCCUGACCUGAGAGCUGGCGUCCCUCGCAUCAAAAGGCGUCUUAAUAUAAGAGCACCAUCACCAGAGCCAAGUAGUUCCCCAUCUUCCUGCAGUGAGAAUGAAAGUGAUGCAGUAGGAUACAAAUCAAUACAAAGCACACAUGCAUCAAAUAUUUUAACAGAAGACAACUCUCUGAUCACUUAUAAACGUUCAAUUAUCAAAGCAUCUCCGCUUUCUAGCAGCUCUUUCACCACAAGUAGCAGGAGCCAAACAAAACAAACACCUACAGUGGCUGACAUGUUAACUGUUGCACAAGAGGGUGCAGGAGACAGACCUCUUGCUCUAGUAAGUGGCUCAAGAAUGAGCUUUAGUAAUACAAUACAGAGCAGGAUCGAACAGUCUAGAUCCAACACAGAUCUGAACCUGCCACGUGAGAUAAGGUGGACCGGUGUCGGUCAUCGUCUGCCUGACUCUUCAAUCUCCAAACCAAGGAGUGCGUAUGCCGCAUUUAUGUCUCUGCCGCAGGCCUCACCUGCACGUGACUUCUCCAGGAGUACAAGUGCUGCUGAAAUAAUGCAAGACAGUGGGAAAUCAGAUGUGACACUCACACAUAAAUACUCGUCACUUGGUGCCACAAGUGUUUCUCCUUUAUCCAGUGAUGCUAGUGACAAGGGUGGCAGCUCACUGAGCAGAACAAAUGAGACAUCGGGAGCUGUAUCUGAGGACAAGAAGGAAAAUAGAGGCCUUGGUGCCAUAAAAAACAUGGCAAUGGACAGAAGAAUGUGGGACAUGGAUGACAGAAGGGCUGGAAGUUUGAUGUAUGGGAUUCCCCGCUACAGGAGGCGUGACAUUACACCACCACAGGAUGCUCCACCUCCUGUUCCAGACACACCUCUACCGGAUUACUGAGCUAGGUUCACAGAGAGGAAACAUGAAGGAAUCAGUGAUGUUCAAAUACAUAUGUCUGUGAUGAGAGUUCAUUUUUAAAUGUGCUGAUAACUAACAGAUAUCCUUAAUUUUUCAUGUAGAAAACUUAAAAUUAAAUAUGAGCAAAUGAUUGCAAACAGCAAAGAUGAAGAAACCUUGUUUAUUGUUCAGAUUUGUCUAGUUUCUGUAAAUCCUGCAUCAAAAGAUUCCUUCCAAUAAAAAGCUUUACAAUGA